This is a messenger RNA of Didymosphaeria variabile, 1485 nucleotides long. Its product is annotated as Cytochrome c oxidase assembly protein cox15. The record is from RefSeq and is a predicted model, not a curated record. The transcript has 2 exons. Gene Ontology annotation, cellular component: mitochondrial inner membrane. NCBI's taxonomy places the organism in Eukaryota, Fungi, Ascomycota, Dothideomycetes, Pleosporales, Didymosphaeriaceae. The coding region runs from base 1 to 1485 and encodes 494 amino acids. Gene Ontology annotation, molecular function: oxidoreductase activity, acting on NAD(P)H, heme protein as acceptor. Gene Ontology annotation, biological process: heme A biosynthetic process.
AUGGCCUCCGUCUUCCACGCCCUCCCGCAGCUGCGCGCAGCUGCGCCGCGACUCGCUCGCCGCCUGUUCGUGUGUCGCCCCUGCCUCGGUUCGCCCGCCCGCGCCUUCCCCGUCCGCGCCUCUCCCCGCCAGCCCUCCGUCCUGCAGUCCGUGAGAUGCAAGUCCACCCAGCCAUUGCGGAGCAACGUCGCCACGGCCGAAGGCGCAAUUGCAGAAGCAGGCCCAAAGAUUCGUGCCAAGAGCAGCAGCUGGCCCGAGACGAGCAACAGGAGCGUUGCAUACUGGCUGCUGGGCAGCGCCGCGAGUGUCUUUGGCAUCGUCAUCUUCGGCGGCUUGACGAGACUGACAGAGUCAGGUCUGAGCAUAACCGAAUGGCGUCCCGUAACCGGUUCCCUGUGGCCGGGGAGUGAGGCCGAGUGGGAGAGCGAAUUCGACAAGUACCGGGCGUCGCCCGAGUUCAAGCAGCUCAAUUCGACCAUGGACCUCGCCGACUUCAAGCAGAUCUACUUCAUGGAGUGGGCUCACCGCCUGUGGGGCAGAGCCAUCGGCAUCACCUUCUUGCUCCCCACCGGCUACUUCAUCGCCCGUCGAAGAGUCACACCGUCAAUGGCCUGGAAACUCACGGGAAUCUGCGGCAUGAUCGGCUUUCAGGGCUUCAUCGGCUGGUGGAUGGUCAAGAGCGGACUCAAGGAUGAUUUGUUCGCAGAGGGCAGCCAUCCGCGUGUGAGUCAGUACCGCUUGACUGCCCAUUUAGGCGCCGCCUUCCUUGUCUACUGUUCCAUGUUGUACACCGGACUCGGUAUCUUGAAAGAGCGUCGCAUGCUCGCCGAUCCUGCCAAAGCGGCUCAGUGGGUCCGUACCAUCAAGCAUCCUGCGCUCCGCAUCUUCAGAGGUUCUGUCGUUGGGUUAUCCCUUCUCAUCUUCACGACUGCCAUGUCCGGAGCUCUCGUCGCUGGACUGGACGCUGGACUGAUCUACAAUGAGUUCCCCUGGAUGGGUCUUGGUCUUACUCCACCAAAGAAGGAGCUUUUCGAUCCUUUCUACAGCCAUGUCCCUGACCAGUCCGAUCUGUGGUGGCGCAACAUGCUCGAGAAUCCCUCCCUCGUUCAGCUAGACCACCGCAUCCUCGCUACUACCACUUUCACUGCCGUCCUCUCGUUCUUUGCCUAUACCCGCUUCUCCAAGUCCGUGCGAGCUAAGCUCCCUAAGGACGCCCGCAAGGGCGUCUUGGGUCUCGUCCAUCUCGUCUCCAUGCAAGCUGCUCUUGGUAUCAGCACUCUCAUCUACAUGGUCCCUACCUGGCUUGCCUCCGCGCACCAGGCCGGCGCCCUAGCUCUUCUUACUGGCGCUGUGGUCCUUUACAGCAGGAUAUCUAUGCCGCGACGCGCGAUUUUACGACAGAUCAUGAACAAGCCCUAUGGUCCGACGAGUGCCCAGGUCCAGCCUCUCAAGUCUCGCAUGACCGCUUCCCAAUCUCAAUCAUAA